Messenger RNA from Python bivittatus (Burmese python), 3873 nucleotides. Lineage: Eukaryota; Metazoa; Chordata; Lepidosauria; Squamata; Pythonidae. The record is from RefSeq and is a predicted model, not a curated record.
UCUCUCGCCAGAAGGCAAAGAGGCUGCAGGAAAGUCUUGCAGGGAUGGAGAUCCAGAUGUGCCUCUGGAUCAUAUGAAUGGAAAGAUUGUUGGAGAACCAGGAGAUCUGCUGGCCCCAUUUGGGUCUGUGUUAGGGAACAGAGAAGAAAUGGGGGAACAACACUCAGAAGGUGAAGGAGCUGGAAAAAACCUUCCUGCUGCUCAGCCUGGAAGAUGUGGGGAGAUCUGCGCAAGAACCAGGCAGAAGAUCCUGGAGGAGGAAACCAUCAGUUCAGAGGUCCAGUGUUGGCACUUCAGGAAUGAACUCUACCAGGAAUCCAAGGGGCCACGAGAACUUUGCAGCCACCUCCACCACCUUUGCCAUCAGUGGCUACAGCCAGAAAGACGAACAAAAGCUCAGAUGUUGGACCUUGUGAUCCUGGAGCAGUUUCUGGCCCUCCUGCCUAUGGAGAUGGAGCGCUGGGUGCGGGACUGUGGUGCAGAGACUAGUUCCCAAGCGGUGGCCCUGGCCGAAGGUUUUCUCCUGAGCCAGGCGGAGGAGGAGAAGCAGGAAGAACUGCAGAUACAGCAGGCCCAGAGACCAUUCUUGGAGUCCAUCAUGAAAGAUCCUGAGGAAGGAAGGGAGCUGCUUCUCAGGGGGAUCUCCAAGGAAGAUCCAUGUUGUGACACUUCAGGAGGUGGGGAAGGUCCUUCAGAGUUCCAUCUUUCAUUCUCUCUGGCCUCUUUUGGGAUCUCCAAGGAAGAUCCAUGUUGUGACACUUCAGGAGAGAGUAGGAUGAUGUCAAUGGUGUUUAUAGGAUCCUCUCCUUUUUCUAGUUGCUUUGAAAGAGCGGUUGGACCUCCAGGUCAGGGUCUCGUGUCUUUUGAGGAGGUGGCUGUGUAUUUCUCCGAGGAAGAGUGGUCUCAGCUGGAUGCUGACCAAAAAGCCCUCCAUGGGGAGGUCAUGCUGGAGAAUUCCAGGAACGUGGCCUCUCUGGGAGCUCAUGGGGAAGAGGGUGGAAAGUACAAGCAACAAUUCCAAGCACAUCACCCAGAAGAUAAAGAGGAGUUGGCAAAUGAAAUGGAAUCAAAAUGUUCUGAGAGAAAUCAAUUCACAAAUGGGAGUAAUAAAAAAUCAGUUUUCCGAUGUGUUCCAAUUCAAGACUUUCUUACCAAGCAAAACCAUAGAGAAAAAAGGAAGAGAAAAUGUUUAGGGAAAAACAUGAAAAAAUCCAAAGACAGAUUUGAUUUAAACAAACCUUACAGGAGCCAUGCUAUGGGAGAAAAAUAUCACUGCAGGGAGAUUAAAAAAUAUUCUAGUCGGACUUUUUCUAUACAUGAAAGUAUCAACAUGGGAGAGAAUCUGUAUAAAUGCAUGGAAUGUGGAGAAAGCUUCAGCAGCAGCAGUUCCUUGAUUUCCCAUAAAAUAAUCCAUACAGGGGACAAACCCUAUAAAUGCAUGGAUUGUGGAAAGAGCUUCAGAAAAAGCAGUUACCUUACUUGUCAUAAAAGGAUCCACACAGGGGAGAAACCCUUCAAAUGCAUGGAGUGUGGAAAGAGCUUCAGCAAGAACAGUUCCCUUACUUACCAUAAAAGGAUUCACACAGGGGAGAAACCCUUUAAAUGUGUAGAGUGUGGAAAGAGUUUCAGCAAGAAUAGUUCCCUUACUUCCCAUACAAGGAGCCAUUCAGGCGAAAAGCCAUAUGAAUGCAUGGAGUGUGGAAAGAGCUUUAGAUGGCACAGUCAGCUUACUUCCCAUAAAAGGAUCCAUACAGGAGAGAAACCGUAUGAAUGUAUAGAAUGUGGAAAGAGCUUCAGUACGAGCAGUAGUCUUACUUCCCAUAAAAGGCGCCACUCAGGGGAGAAACCAUAUGAGUGUAUGGAGUGUGGAAAGAGCUUCAGGGGGAGCAGUGCCUUUACUUCUCAUAAAAGGAUCCAUACAGGGGAGAAACCAUACAAAUGCAUGGAAUGUGGGAAAAUAUUUCGAAAAAGCAGUUCCCUUGCUUCUCAUAGAAGUAUCCACACAGGGGAGAAACCAUAUAAAUGCUUGGAAUGUGGUAAGAACUUCCGGGAAAAUGGAUCCCUUACUUCUCACAAAAGGAUUCACAGAGGGGAGAAACCAUAUAAAUGUAUGGAGUGUGGAAAGAGCUUUAGCCAAAGUGGUAACCUUAUUUCCCAUAAAAGAAGCCAUUCAGGAGAGAAACCAUAUAAGUGUAUGGAAUGUGGAGAGAGUUUUAUGUGGAACAGUCAACUUACAUCUCAUAGAAGUAUCCACACAGGGGAGAAACCAUAUAAAUGUGUAGAGUGUGAGAAGAGCUUCAGCGACAUUAGUCACCUGACUUCUCAUAAAAGAAUUCAUACAGGGGAGAAACCAUAUAAAUGUGCAGAGUGUGGAAAGAGCUUCAGCCAAAACAGUUCCCUUACUCUGCAUGAAAGGAUCCACACAGGGGAGAAACCAUAUAAAUGCACCGAGUGUGGAAAGAGCUUCCGUGAAAAGAGAUCUCUUCAUUCCCACAAAUUGAUCCACACUGGGGAGAAACCAUAUAAAUGCACCGAGUGUGGAAAGCACUUCCGUGAAAAGAGAUCCCUUCGUUCCCAUAAACUGAUCCACACCGGGGAGAAAUCAUAUAAAUCCUUGGAGCAUGGGAAGAGCUUCAGGAAGAGCAAUUCCCUUACUUCCCAUAAAAGUAUCCACUCAGGAGCUACACAGGAGAAUGAAAACUAUCAGGAGUCUAUUGUGCGGACAUCACAAACCAUCAAGCAUGAACUGAUGAGCGAAGCGUUUGAAAACCAGUGGAAACUGUGACAGCCCAUGGCUCUUUAGCUCUUCUGGGUGCUGUAGCCACCCAGAAAACCAAAUGGACACUAUUCUGGUUAGCUAACAUGUAGAAGCAGAGUGAGAAGUAGUAUAGUUUCCAAAGGAAUAUUUUCCCAAAGGAGAAGGGAAGGGCUGUGCUGGCUGGGGAGACUUUAAAAAGAGAUUUGUGGGAAGAAGAAACUUUGGGAAGGGUGAUGGAGUUAUAACGGCUGGCAAACCAUGGUGAAUUCUAGACAGCUCUGGCAGUUGAAGCUUGUGGAUUUUUGGAAAAGCAAGGAUGGUUGGUAUCUUGAAAUGAACUGGACAAUUGUGCAUUGCUGAAGGUUUGUUAUUUUUCUUGGGACACAUGGGGCAAGAAAUUUGAAGCAGAAGAGGGUGCAUUCUGGAGAAAAGUAUCAAAGUGGAGAUGGGGCUGCCAAGAUACACUCAACACAGAUGGUCACCGUGGAGGAGACCAAAUUGUACCAGCCAGAGACUGGGCCAGUAUGAGCUGGAGAGGGAGAGAAUGCCAGCCAGUAUAAUUAGCCCAUUCUUAUCUCUAAAUAGGUAAUAGGAAUAGAACACAGACAUAGCAUCAUUUAUGUUGACACACUAGGCCAUAUACAUAACAAGAUAGAUUUGGUUAAAAGCAGGAAGCUUUCCAUAGCUAGUAAAAAAUACUUUAUUUUAGAAUGCUUUACUACUUGAAAAUAACAUGAGCCUCUGAUUCAUUACUUCUCUGUCUUUUCCCCUGCUCUUUAAUCAGACAUUUGGGUAGAGAGAACUGAGAAUAGAACGUGGCUACCAGCUGUAAAUAACCCUUGCAAAGGAAUGCUGGCUAAAAGCAGUAAUAGAAACCUAUUUUGCUUUACACUGUUUGCUGUGUAAAUAAAACAACAACAAAAAUUCAUGAGUGGUGUCUGGUAUCAAAUCCUUUGGAUCCACAAAGGCAGGGAUGAAAGUGAAGUGAAAUAAACAUUGGAAAAUAUCUCUGAGCAUGUGCAGAAGAAAUCCUUUGUUUUUUCAUGUGCUGCAAUCCAGGAGUCCCCCUAGACCAAAUAGGACCAGAAAUUAAUGAGAAACGGAAUUGCCUAGGA